Messenger RNA from Mytilus trossulus (common blue mussel), 3766 nucleotides. RefSeq names its product zinc finger CCCH domain-containing protein 10-like. Lineage: Eukaryota; Metazoa; Mollusca; Bivalvia; Mytilida; Mytilidae. The coding region runs from base 617 to 1681 and encodes 354 amino acids. Gene Ontology annotation, molecular function: RNA binding; metal ion binding. Gene Ontology annotation, biological process: regulation of RNA splicing. The transcript is spliced from 8 exons. The record is from RefSeq and is a predicted model, not a curated record.
AUUCUGUUCUCCCGCAGAAAAUAUUGAACUUCCAGAACACUUAAAGUAUCUAUUUCUUAGUAAAAGAAGACACCACAUGCAUGACAGGAUUGUCAUUCAACUGGAGACUUCAAUUUCCAAGUUAUUUAUUCAGAGAUUAGUUUCUUAAUUCAAGUGUUAUAGCUACCAGAAAAUAUAUUAUAAUGUUGGAGACAUGAUGGUAAACUUUAUAGAACAUGUAAUAUCACAAGUAAGUAGGGCUUUAAGAUAUGUCUUCUGGACCGAAAGAUAAUGGAGACUUAAAGACACAAGGCAACUUUUUCUCCGUACUGCACGUCCAAGUGGAAUUAAGGUGCCAUAAUUGAUAGUUGAAUUCCAGGUAAACAGAAGAGGUUCUACAUUUACGAAGCUGACGCACAAGUAAAAAAUUAUCUUUGAAGUGGUGAAAGAAGGAUGGAUGUGUAUAAAGUCUGGACUUGAUUAUUCUUUAUAAAGAUUCAAACAGAGGAUGCAGUGAUGAGGCCAGCAGUCCGAGCUCUGAUAUAGCAAAAUAAUCAUCUGUUUGUUGACAUUGAGCUUUCUCUUAACUUUGGAAUAUUUCUUAUCUGUGCUUUUUAAACUUUACUAACUUAUAAUUAUGUCAGAAAAUAGUGAUACAAGCGAGGACAGUCAAAGAUAUUUAAAUGGCAAAGAUCAGGAUGACAUUUGUCGGGAUUAUUUGCGCAAUGUAUGCAAGCGUGGAAGAAGGUGUAAAUACAGGCAUCCGAAUCCCGAUGAAGCUCGCAAUUUAGGUAGAAAACACGACAUAACAAUAUGUCAUGACUAUCAAAAUACUGGUUGUCGAAGACAAAAUUGUAAAUUUCUUCACAUUACACGUGAGGAGGAGGAACAUUUCAAACAAACUGGACAAUUGCCUGUACGAUUGCAACAGGCUGCAGCUCUCGGCAUGGGGGCACCACCAAAUGUUGACAUUCCACUUUUACGAGGUGAAGUUCCAAUAUGCAAAGACAAUUUAAAAGGAAAUUGCAAAAGGGGAAAUAAAUGUAAAUAUAGGCACGUAGGUAUGGAGGAUUAUGAGAGAGAGAAACGUCAUGAUCAAAGAAAUAAUAAGAUGUAUGACCCUUAUGAUGAAUCUGAUCGGUAUGAAGGGUAUGAGGGAUUUUCAGGUAAGCGGAGAAGAACAGAUAGAGACUUUGAUGGAUACAAUGGAUUUGAAACAAGGUAUCCUAUACCUGCCCGUCCCUAUAGUUAUCAGUUGCUCGAAGAAGAGAACGGAAUGUUACGUAGAAAAGUGGAGGAACUUAAAAAACAAGUUGCAGACUUAACUGCAACUAAUGAAGUAUUACUUGAACAAAAUGCACGUUAUAGAGUAAGCCGACCAAAUGUUCAACAAGCCUUAAAUGGAGUGGCUGCACAACCACCCCAGUCCCUUAAUCAUCUAGCAACUAGUUUAGCGCAGCAAAUAGCACUUAAUAGUGAAUUAGUUAACCAGCAUGCAUUGCAGCAGCGAUUAGCGAGGGAAAUGGCAAAUGGUCCUGGGAAUUUAUCUCUGAAUGUUCCGGUCUCUCUUCCACAGAACAACAUGUCCAUGUCAGCAGUGUCCAUGCAUCAAGGUGGAGCUGGGCUAGUGUCCUACCCAAUAGUAUCCCAGGGAAUGAGGUCUAAAGGCAUACCUAACAGUCUGGGGCCAUUAACUUCCUGAACAGUCAGUCUAUGAUAUAAACCAUGGAGGUCAUAGAGCGUUGAGAGAACAGUCCAGAUAUUAAUGAGAUUACAGGGACAACAGGAGAAGACGGAGGAUAGAAUACUAUUAUCAGUACUGUGUAUUUAAAGGGAGGCGACUCUUACUUUGGGAACACAAGAUCAAAGGUUCAAAUCAUACGAUGUUUCAUUGUAAAUUGAAUUCUCAAAAUUAAAAGUAAUAAAUGAAAGAAAAUUGCUAGCAGUGUUCAAAAAUUUUCAGGAAAUAUUUUGGUCUUUUUCAGUAUUAUUUCAUUAAGAAAUUGGCUAAUUUAAACUCAUGGCUUAAGAAACUUAACAAAUGUUUUUUUUACUUCCAAUCAAAUAUAACUUCUAUACACUAUCAAAAGUAUGUUUGUGAUACCACAGUUAAGAAUAGAUAUAAGAAGAUGUGGUAUGAGUGCCAAUGAGAAACAAUAUCUUUAUGGUUCAGGUGUAUUUACAAUAGAAGUAUAUAGUUUUGACUGAACAAUCUUGUGUUUCCAGUCUAUCUGGAGUACCUUUCCCACGAUAGACAUGUAGAGAGGGCAGUAUUGAUCGUGUUGAAUGGGUCAUUGGAAGAACAAUUGUUUUUAUGCUGUAUUCAUUGUUGAAUUAUUGAUCAAAGUUUGAGAGUCUAGUUAAAUUUUCUUUUGUUGUUUAUUAAGAAUUUAUAAGAUAAUGUUCAUGCAAACUGAGUUUCACAUUGUAGAUACAUUUAUUGUUUUGUUAUAGAAUAAUUUGUAAACAUGUUAUUGUUUUUGAGUGGAAAUAAACCUUUGUACGAUUAUUAUUGAUCUUGUAAAUUAACCACAAGAUGUGGAAAACUAGCUUCAUUAUAUAACUUUCAGUUAAUUGAUUUUUUUAAUCCUUUUAUUUUAUUAUACUGUUGGCCAAAAGUUAAAUUUAUAUAUUUUAAACAUACAUUUUCCAAACUACAGAAUGUCUAUCUUAAUAUGAUCUUCAACUAACCUCUGCUACAGGCUACAUAUAAUGGUACAACUGUGAGACAGUAAAACUGAUGUCAAAUUAAGUACACUAUUUACAAGGAAGAUAUUUACUGCAUUUAAAAUACAUAAAAUUGUCAGAUUAACAGCACAAACCACUCUCUAGCACAUGUUUGGCGUACUUAGUCUGUUUUAAACAGCAUUUAAUCAAACUUGGAAUUCUACUGAACCACUGUAACAAGGUUCUUUCUACUUCGCUAAUAAUUAUUGAAAAUUUUAAUGAACUGUGCUUGUUUGAGAAUACUCUGGUAAAAAUCUUUAAAUACAAGGUUUGACUGAAGAUGUUUUUUAUCUGUUAUAUCAUUAUUAAGUAGCCUAACGGAGGCAUGCUAUAUAAAGGCCCUCACAUACUAUAAUAUUUGAAGAAAGGGAUUUUUUCUGUUUUAUUAUUACAAUGUUAUAUAUAUUUUAUAUAUAGUGGAUAGAAUAAUCUGUUGCUAUGUCAAUCUCACAAUUUUUAUUUUUUUUAAAUGGUCCUGCAUACACAUGUCAAAGACGAAAUUACUUAUUUUUCUCAAGUGUUACUUUUUUGUUCUUUUAUGUUCCAUAACUUCUUGAAAAAGUUUAAUUUCCAAAGCUGAACUGACAAGCUAUUUGAGAGUUGGUUUGUUUGUAUAUGGUGUAAGAGAGAUAACUCAUUUUACAUUUGUUUGAUAGAGAAGUGUGAAUGAUUUUACCAUAUGGGUCCCAUAAACUUACAAAAUGUUUAUAUUUUUACAUGUCAUGUAAAUGGAUCAUACUUUGUGAUGUAGAGUAGUUAUGCAACAUGUUUCCAUGGAUAUGAGUGUUAUCAUUACAUUUGAACAGUAUAAAUAAUCACAAGUUUUCUGUCUAUAAUAUGUUUUAUGAGAAUACAAAGACUAUCUUACUUCAUCUGAAUAUCUGAAUUAUAUAUGUUCAUUGCCAUGUUUUCAGUUCAUUAUUUAAUGAUGAUAAUUUCCACAAUCAGUCAAUGAUUUUGUACAGUAUUUUGGAUGCCAGCACAUUGUAAUAAAGGCUUUCUACCAAAAUUCUGUAUAAUCAAAAUUCUAUAUUUUGAUAAAAUAAAAAAAUUGUUAAUA